Messenger RNA from Rangifer tarandus platyrhynchus (Svalbard reindeer), 1101 nucleotides. Lineage: Eukaryota; Metazoa; Chordata; Mammalia; Artiodactyla; Cervidae. The record is from the annotation of a GenBank genome assembly.
AUGUGGCGAGGAAAUAGCGCAGGAGGUAACCAGGGAGCAGCCAUGGAGGGAACCGGUGAACUGGGGGAACAGCGGAAUUGGGGUCUGGAGGAUGCCCCAGGCCUCUUGGCCAGGGCCUCCCUGCCCAUCAUGCCGGCAUGGCCAUUGCCUCUGGCCUCUUCUGCUCUAACCCUGCUCCUUGGAGCCCUCACUUCCCUUUUCCUCUGGUAUUGCUACCGCCUGGGCUCUCAAGACAUGCAGGCCCUGGGGGCUGGAAGUCGGGCUGGGGCUGUCGGUGGUAGACCUGGAGGGUGCUCUGAAGCCAGCAGGCCAAGUCCAGGCUGCUCUGGAGAGUCCGGAGAAGGACCCAGGACGGAAGGCCUAGUGAGCCGUCGCCUUCGGGCCUAUGCCAGGCGCUACUCUUGGGCAGGGAUGGGUAGGGUGAGGCGGGCAGCUCAGGGUGGCCCCAGCCCAGGGGGAGGGCCAGGGGUCCUGGGCAUCCAGCGCCCAGGCCUGCUUUUCCUGCCAGACCUGCCCUCUGCCCCCUUUGUUCCCCGGGAGGCCCAGCGGCAUGAUGUGGAGCUCCUGGAGAGCAGCUUCCCUGCUAUCCUACGGGACUUUGGGGCUGUGAGUUGGGACUUCUCAGGGACGACUCCUCCACCUCGGGGCUGGUCCCCACCCCUAGCCCCUGGGUGCUACCAGCUCCUGCUAUACCAAGCAGGCCGCUGCCAACCCAGCAACUGCCGCCGGUGCCCGGGGGCCUAUCGGGCACUGAGGGGUCUGCGAAGCUUUAUGAGUGCCAACACCUUUGGCAAUGCUGGCUUCUCCGUCCUCCUGCCCGGCGCCCGGCUCGAGGGCCGCUGUGGGCCCACCAAUGCCCGCGUCAGAUGUCAUCUGGGCCUGAAGAUUCCCCCUGGUUGUGAGCUGGUGGUCGGGGGCGAGCCCCAGUGCUGGGCUGAGGGACACUGUCUCCUGGUGGAUGACUCCUUCCUACACACAGUGGCUCAUAAUGGCUCUCCCGAAGAUGGGCCUCGAGUGGUCUUCAUCGUGGACCUCUGGCAUCCCAACGUGGCUGGGGCCGAACGCCAGGCCCUCGACUUUGUCUUCGCACCAGACCCUUGA